AUGAUAAACGGAACAAUUUAUGGUUUCGAGAACUGCAGGCAGGCAGCGAGCAGUGACAACCCAGGCGCGGUGAUAGUGAUCCUCGAACCCAGGCUGCGGGUGAUCGAAAUGGCAGGCUUGUCCAGUCAGCAUGUAGUUGCGGUGAAAAUCACGAGAGGCAGUGAUACGGAUGCAGUCACGGUGGUGUCGGCAUAUUUUAAGUACAACAUGCCGACCCACAACUUUAUUGCUAAACUAAGGACAAUACUCGAACGUGAAAACAGGACCAUAAUCGGAGCCGAUGUUAAUGGUCAUUCACCGCUCUGGCACUGUAACGACACGAACGACCGCGGAAGUCAGACGGUUGACCUGAUUGAGGAAUUUAAUCUCACAAUCAUCAACCAAGAAAGCGAGAUAACAACGUACAACCGAGAUGGCAUGGGCUCGUCGAAUAUUGAUGUAACCAUGGCGACACCGCGUACCGCGAGCAUGGUGCGGGACUGGUCAGUUACUGACGAAACCGACAGUGACCACAACGUAUUGUCAUUCUAUGUCGACCUAAGGACGGACAGAUCGCCGAGGGUGGUUUCACACCGGUACAACACCAAGCGGGCGGAGUGGGCCAAAUUCGCCUCAUGCCUGUGUAAUCAAAGGGCCAUAAUCGACAGAUCGAAUGUAGAUACUUACGCUCGGACAUUAGUAUGCGCAAUACAAAACGCAGCCGCGGGUUCAACGCCGAAAGCGGGCGCAGCAGACCGGAGAGCGGGCAAACAAUCCUGGUGGACGGCUGAACUUUCCACCGCCAAAAAAGCCUUGGACCGCAUGAGGAGAUUGGGCCUCCAGAGAACGGAUAGACCGUCUUACAACCAAGCACGUAACUCAUACGUAGCUCACAUCCGAUCAGCUAAGCUCGCAGCGUGGCGCUGUUUCGCUGGAGAUAUUAACGCAAACACGUGGGGUAAAGCAUUCAGCUGGGCAAAGUGCGGUUGUAGGUCGAGGAAGGUACCCUCCACCAUGACUUGCCCAGACGGAUCAAUGACCGAAACACUAGACGAGACGGCACAGGUACUCUUAGGGUCUUUCUUCCCUAGGGAAGGGCAGAAAAGAGACCUCAUAAGAAGCGGGCCUUUAGAUAACUAUGGAGGCACGGUGGACGCUGAAAGAGUCAGAGCGGCGAUCUGGAGGAUGCGUCCAGGCAAAGCGCCCGGAGCCGAUGGUAUCACGGCUGGUUUGCUGAGGAAAGCAUGGCCGAUCCUAGGUGAGGUGGUACGCCUCUUCAGAACAUGCAUAAUUGAAGCCACUUUCCCGCAAUCAUGGAAGUGCGCCAACUUGGUCGUACUGCUUAAACAAGGGAAAAAGGACGCUACGAAUCCAAAGUCAUACAGACCAAUAAGCUUGUUGCCUACAAUGGCAAAAGCACUCGAAACCCUUAUCAUUCAGGACUUGGAAACGGAAACCGAGUUAAAUAGUUAUGGCCAACAACACGGGUUUGUGCCAGGCAGGUCGACCAUCACGGCAAUGAAGUCCCUGUAUGAUUGGAUACAUGGUAGCAACAGCAGGCACGUGUUCGGAGUGUUUCUGGACAUCACCGGGGCCUUCGACAACGUCGGUUGGUUCCCGCUAAUGUCCAGACUUGACGUGCUCGGCGCCUCGAUCAGAACAAUGAGACUAAUCCAGAGCUACCUCGUCAAUAGGUCAGCGAGCAUCGUGAUAGAGGGCAAACGAUACCAGCGAAUAAUAGAGAGCGGAUGCCCACAAGGGUCCCAGCUUGGUCCCACAUUGUGGAAGGUUGCCAUGACGGAGAUUGGCAACAUGCAACUGGACAACACAGCCAACAUGGUGCUGUACGCAGAUGACAUAGCGCUCACGGUGGCAGCGGCGAGGCCCCAAACCGCACACGGUAGAAUCGAAAGAUACCUCGAUGGCCUCAAAGCGUGGGCUAAGGCAUACGAGCUGGAAUUCUCGCCAACAAAAAGCCAGUUACUCAGCCUGAAAGGUGGACUAAAGCCCGGCUACUCGGUCGGCUUUGGCUCAGGAGAAAAUGACGCCAGGAUAGUGGCUGGAGCGACAGCGAAGUACUUGGGCGUCAUCCUUGACCCCAGGGAGAGCUUCUGGGACCAUGUGUCGUCCCUCAAGAAAAAAUCAGACGGCAUGUACCGUAGAUUAAGACAAAUGACUUCGGCAAACUGGGGCAUGGGCCGAGCGGCGGCCAAAGCUAUCUACGAGGCGGUGUUCCUCCCUCGUGUUACGUACGCAGCAGAAAUCUGGGCCGAAGGAGCUUGCACUCUUAAGAAAAGCAUAGCAGCUCUCGGGAGCAUGCAGAGGGAACCACUCAGGGCAAUAACGAGCAGCUACAAAACAGCGUCAACUAACUGCCUCUCGGUCGUGGCGGGCGUACUCCCGCUCGACCUUGAGGUCAGGAGGGUGGCGCUGAAAUGUAAGCUAAGAACCGGUGGAAUGACCAACGAUGAAUAUGAGAUGGGACUCAGUGCACUCAUGGAGGAGUGGCAGGUCCGGUACGAUUCAGUCGAUAAGGGAGAUUGGACCAAAUUCAUGAUCCCGGACGUCGCCAGACGAUGCGAGCUACCAUUGGUGUUGGAUCAUUAUACAACGCAAUUCCUUACUGGGCAUGGAGACUUUCGAAGCAAGCUCUACAGUUUCAAGCUUCAACCCAGCCCAAAUUGUGCUUGCGGCAAUGGGGCAGAGACGGUAAGACAUGUACUCUUAGCUUGCACAAGGACGCAAGAGUUCCGCGAAGAGCUGAUAACCGUAAUGAUAGAAGAAGGGGUGGCUUGGCCCCCGGAAAGAGGAGCCUUCCUCAGUACAAGAAGGACAUAUGAAGCAUUAAGAAAGUUCAGUGAAAGAAGCCUAAAGAACAGAACUGAUAGGUAG
Messenger RNA from Macrosiphum euphorbiae (potato aphid), 2871 nucleotides. The record is from the annotation of a GenBank genome assembly. Lineage: Eukaryota; Metazoa; Arthropoda; Insecta; Hemiptera; Aphididae.